Labrus mixtus (cuckoo wrasse) is the source of this 2030-nucleotide messenger RNA. RefSeq names its product serrate RNA effector molecule homolog. The coding region runs from base 154 to 978 and encodes 274 amino acids. NCBI's taxonomy places the organism in Eukaryota, Metazoa, Chordata, Actinopteri, Labriformes, Labridae. The record is from RefSeq and is a predicted model, not a curated record. The transcript has 3 exons.
GUUGGAGGUCACAUCUGGUAAUCUGCUAAAUAUCUCAGUUAUUGUCAGACAGGUGAGCAGUUUAACUGAACUGAACUGAACUUGUCAGCUGUAAGAAAGGAGACAAAAAAAAAAAAGGGAAUUGGGGACUCCCCGUGAACAGAGUCCCUACAGAUGGACGAGGGAGCGAGGAACCCCCCCAGUGCACCGGCUGGAUCCCAGAAAGCGGAGGAUGUCGUGACCAAAAGAGCCCGCAAAAAACCAGAGAAAGAAGGGCCGAGCAAUCCAAGCAGGAAAGUUCAGGACAAGGAGAGAAGAAGGAGGAGGAGGAGACAUGGACGAACAACAUAUACUGAUGCAGAUUUGAAAAGUGAUCACGCAGACAAAGACAAGAUGGAGGUCGUCGACUCUGAGUGUCAAACUCAGGAGAGCACACCUGCAGAAACACAACAUGUGGACGACAACCUGACAGCAGAGGAGAACACAGAAGUUCACAAAGACGUUCGGAUGGUGCAAGCUCAGACUCAGACGAGGAAACAGAAAGGAGCACACAAGUUCACACAGACUCCAGUUGUUCUUCAGAGCGACCAGGCAACGCAGACGGAGACCAGUGAGCCGAAACAAGUCGACGAAAAGACCAAACCUGGCGCUGAAAACGAUCCUGGAGCAGAGCCGGAACCAGACAAACACACACCUGAGGCCAAGUCACAGGAUGACCAGGCGGCUCCUUUAAAGCAGAAUGAGAGUCCAGAAAAGGAAAAAGAUUCAGCAGGGGAGCAGAAUCCUCCUGAAGGGUCAGAGUCUAAAGGACCAGAGUCUAAAGGACCAGAGUCUAAAGGGGCAGAAACCUCCGAUACUCCCACAGAUUCACCGGCUGGAAAAAGUGGCACACCGCAGUCUUACGCCUCGGCCGUGGCUGGAGAGGGCGGGAGUGAGAAGAAGAAGUCCGGUGUGAAAGACUCCAAAGCUGCAGAUAAAACCUCACAGAACACACGGUGAGUGAUCCAAAGCAGCAGCAUCGAUGAGUCCUGUUGACUCUUUGAUUGUUAUGUGUGUUUAUGAGAGUUUAAAGACACAAUUUGUGCAGAAGAAUCAAAGAAAUGAACCCUCAGGCAUCAGUUUAAUUUACUGCCCUCUUAAGUCACUUAGGACAAAAAUGUACAUGCCAAAAAACUGAUAUAAAAAUAGAACAGAUUCAUAUUUUUUUCUACUUUUUCUUUUUGUUGCAUAAAUCUCUUAAACAGCUUCAGCCCUGCUCAAAAAUAUCAAAUAUUGAGUAAUUAUCAGGAAUUUAACCCUUUAAAUGCCAGUUUGAUUACAUGAUUCUGGCAUUUAAAGGGUUAAAUUCCUGAUAAUUAUUCAAUGUUUGAUAGUUUUGAGCAGGACUGAAGUUGUUUAAGAGAUUUAUGCAGAAAUAAAAAGUAGAAAAAAAUAAAUCUGUUCUAUUUUUAUAUCAGUUUUUGUAAAUUGGACAUUUUCGCCCUCCAAUGUCCAAACAGGGAACUACAUUUUAAAUCUGAUGCUACACAAAAACUAACAAUGCAUCAAAGUCAAUAUUUUGGAUAAUCUUUGACAUAUCCAAGACUGAUUUUUUUAAAAAUCCCCCAGCCACCAAAUAUUUGUUUUAUGGAAAAUAACUCAUGUUUGUGUUUUUUUUCAUAAAUAACAACAGUGACAUCAAGUAAUCAAACCGGCAUUUAAAGGGUUAAAUUCCUAAAAAUGAUUGAAUGUUUGAUAGUUUUGAGCAGGGCUGAAGUUGUUUAAGAGAUUUAUGCAGAAAAAAGUAGAAAAAAAUAUCAAUCUGUUCUAUUUUUAAAGCAGUUUUUUGUAAGUGGACAUUUUUGUCCUGAGUGACUUCAGAGGGUAGUAAACAUGUUUCAGUGUUCUAUUGAUCUAUUAAAAAAAUAAAAUGUGCAUUCCAAAAUGUGUCAAGAGACUUUCUUACUAAAAAUGUGUGCCAUAUGCACUAACAGACAAAAUGAUGACCAGAUGAAGAGGAAACAUUUGACCAAAUGGACAAAAAUGUCCAUAGUGAUGCAUGAGGGUUAAAG